Labeo rohita (rohu) is the source of this 2457-nucleotide messenger RNA. It is a transcript of the gene nt5c1ab, whose product is annotated as 5'-nucleotidase, cytosolic IAb. Bases 277 to 1353 code for a protein of 358 amino acids. Lineage: Eukaryota; Metazoa; Chordata; Actinopteri; Cypriniformes; Cyprinidae. The transcript has 6 exons. Gene Ontology annotation, molecular function: nucleotide binding; 5'-nucleotidase activity; magnesium ion binding. Gene Ontology annotation, biological process: nucleotide metabolic process; adenosine metabolic process. The record is from RefSeq and is a predicted model, not a curated record. Gene Ontology annotation, cellular component: cytoplasm; cytosol.
CUCAUAGCUGCCACAGGGAGGUCCUCCAUCACUGAUUCCCAGAAGCAGCAGAUGAUGGAGAUGUAGUGGUGCUGAUGGUGUGGGAAGGAGGUGAGGAUGACGGCAGCCGUCCCCUUCAAUCUGAGCACCACAUCUAAAUCAGUGUGUGCUCGUUUGAUUGCUCUCUGGGUUCUGCUUUGCCCCAGGGGAUACGACUGCACAGUGUGUGUUUGUAUGUGUAUGUGAAGGUCAUACAGAGCAGGGCUCUUCUGACCAUCAGUCUCUCAGCUGUUCAUCAUGAAUAAGCCACAAAUGAAAGAGAUGCACACUUUUGGGGAGCGGAAGGAAACCUGUAACCAGUCGAGUCCCAGCAAGAAACCUACACCGCCAAAGCCUCAGAAUGCCAUCACCCUUGCCGUGUCCUCCCGUGCCCUCUUCAAUAUGGAUCGAGAGCAGGACAUUUAUGAGCAGCAGGGAAUGGAGGAUUACCUCAAAUACCAGAUCCAACACGAGACUGAGCCAUUCACACCCGGACCUGCUUUCCCCUUCAUUAAGGCAGUGGAGGCAGUGAACACUCGACUCAGGGAGCUUUAUCCAGACAGUGAAGAGCUCUUUGAUGUGGUUCUGAUGACCAGCAAUCAUGCUCAUGUGGGACUUCGACUCAUAAAUUCAAUUAACCAUCACCAGCUGUUUAUAGAGCGCUUUUGUAUGACUGGAGGCAACAGUCCUAUUGGGUAUCUGAAAGCCUACCACACCAACCUUUAUCUGUCAGCUGAUUCAAGGAAAGUCAUAGAAGCCAUUGAAGAAGGAAUUGCAGCAGCUACAGUAUUCUCACCUGGAAAAAUCACAGAGGUGCCGGAGACUCAGCUGCGAGUGGCCUUUGAUGGAGACGCCGUUCUCUUCUCAGACGAGUCGGAGAGAAUCUACAAAGCCCAAGGACUGGAAAAGUUCUUUGAGCAUGAGAAAGCCCAUGAAAAUAAACCUCUUGAUCACGGACCACUUAAGGGGUUCUUGGAAGCUCUGGGGAAACUCCAACAGAAGUUCUAUGCCAAAGGUCAACGCUUGGACUGUCCCAUCCGCACCUAUUUGGUUACAGCUCGCAGUGCUGCCAGUUCAGGCACACGGGCCCUCAAGACGUUACGUUCCUGGGGUCUAGAGACAGAUGAGGCCCUCUUCCUAGCAGGAGCCCCUAAAGGCCCCAUGCUGGAAAAGAUCAGACCUCACAUCUUCUUCGAUGAUCAAAUGUUCCACGUGGAGGGAGCGGCAGAACUUGGGACUGUGGCGGCUCACGUUCCCUAUGGAAUUGCCCAGAAGCUUCAAUCAAAUAAAGCGAGGGAAGUAAAAAAAGACAUGUCAGCCAAGCAGCUAGAGUGAAUACUGCUCUGUCCAUCCUGGGUGUAAAGGUUUUUAAAGAGAUGGUUCAUCCCAAAAUGAAAAUUUUGUCAUCAUUUACUCACCUUAAAGGGAUAGUUUACCCAAAAAAUGAACAUUCUGUCAUUAAUUACUCACCCUUAAGUCGUUCCAAACCUGUAAAACGUUCCUCUUUGGAAAAUGAAUUAAGAUAUUUUUGAUGACUUCUGAGAGCUUUCUGACUCUCCACAGACAACAAGGGUCCUUCCAUGUUCAAGGCCCAGAAAGGUAACAAGAACAUUGACGAAAAAUAGUCUGAAUAGACAGAAAGCUCUCGGAUUUCAUCAAAAAUAUCUUAAUUUGUGUUCUGAAAUGACAGAAUUUUAAUUUUUAGGUAAACAACUCUGUUCCAAUCCUAUAUGAGUUUCUUCCUGCUGUUCAGCCCAAAAGAAGAUAUUCGGAAGAAUGUUGGUAACCAAACAGUUGGCGGCAGCCAUUCACUUACACAGUAUGGGGAAAAAAUACUAUGGAAGUCAAUGGGUACCGUCAACUGGCUACUGACCGUUUUUAGUGUUUCUUUAUAAUUGAUUACAUUCAGAAUGUAAGUAAAUACCCUAAAAAUAAAUUAAGACCCUCUCCACUGAAUACCAUAGUUUUGAGGUUGUUUACGAAGUUAUAUCAAGCCAUAAAUAAACACAGAAAGAAAACCGUUACGUGCAAUAUGUGUUAUUAAGUUAAAAUGUUACAUUUUCUGUUCUGAUGUAAUAGCAAAUGUUAUUUAAUUUAUCAUGCCACAGUCUAUCUGAAGCUAAAAUGCACCAAAUUCUUGUUGGAUAUCAGAAAUAUCAUCUUUAACACUUCUAUCCAUGCAUAUUUUUGCCGUUUGCCUUGUUCUAAAUGACCGUCUCUGUUGUUGUUUACCGUAAAGGGCUGUUUUACACUCUGUAUUGUAACUUUUAUGUGUGUAUAUCUGUUAUGCAGUAUUUUAAUCGAUCUGUGUUACUACUGUAUGUACAAAUUUGGUUCACUUGUUGCUGUGUUUAUCAUGGAUGUGAAAUCCUAUGUAUUACUCAGGGCAUGCUCAAGUGUUUUGCACUUAACACCAAUAAUAAAUAUGUUGAAAAAUAG